Nestor notabilis (Kea) is the source of this 1787-nucleotide messenger RNA. RefSeq names its product eukaryotic translation initiation factor 4E transporter-like. Gene Ontology annotation, molecular function: mRNA binding. Gene Ontology annotation, biological process: negative regulation of translation. The record is from RefSeq and is a predicted model, not a curated record. Gene Ontology annotation, cellular component: nucleus; cytoplasm. NCBI's taxonomy places the organism in Eukaryota, Metazoa, Chordata, Aves, Psittaciformes, Psittacidae.
GGUCAAAGGCUUUGAAGUAAUCAUGGAUAAAAGAGGAGGCAUAACAGAGACUGAAAAUGGUGAUGCUUUCCUGGAGUUGAACAGAAUUACAACAAAAUACCCACAUCGUUACACAAAGGAGGAACUGCUGGAUAUUAAAGAGCGUCCCUACUCCAAGCAAAGACCUUCUUGUCUUUCUGAAAAAUAUGACAGUGAUGGUGUGUGGGAUCCAGAGAAGUGGCAUGCAUCUUUAUAUCCAACUUCAGGAAGAACUUCACCAGUGGAAAGCUUUAAGAAAGAUUUGGAUUCAGAUCGGACUUCUCUUAUGCGUAGGAUAGUAGAUCCAAGGGAGCGAGUGAAAGAAGAUGACUUGGAUGUAGUCUUAAGCCCACAAAGACGAAGCUUUGGAGGUGGCUGUCAUGUAACUGCAGCUGUUAGCUCACGGCGCUCAGGGAGCCCAUUAGAAAAGGAGAAUGAUGGUGUCCGUGUUAUCGGUGGCCGUAGGAUUGGCAGUGGAAGAAUAAUCUCUUCUCGUAACUUUGACAAAGACCACCGGGGUGGUGAGAAGGACAUACGUGACUCUAGAGAUUCAAGAGACCGUGAUCGAGAGAGGGACUACAAAGACAAACGCUUCAGGAGGGAGUUUGGUGACAGCAAACGUGUCUUUGGGGAGCGAAGGAGGAAUGACUCGUACACUGAAGAGGAACCAGAAUGGUUCUCUGCUGGUCCUACAAGUCAGUCUGAAACCAUUGAGCUCACAGGCUUCGAUGAUAAAAUUUUGGAGGAAGACCACAAAGGUAGAAAACGUACAAGACGACGCACGACCUCACUGAAAGAAGGGAUAGAAUGCAAUGGUGGAGUGGCAGAAGAGGAUGAAGUGCAAACUGUCCUUGCCAAUGAAACUCCAGCAGAUCAAGAAGUUCCUAGGGAAGCUGUUUUACAAGAACCAGCUCCAGGAGAGUUUGACUUCAAUGAGUUCUUUAACUUGGAUAAAAGUGUUCCUGGCCUGGCUUCGAUGAUAGAGGAUGUGCUGGGGGAAGGCUCAGUGUCUGCAUGCAGGUGGUUUUCUAAUCCUAGUCGCUCUGGAAGUCGGUCAAGCAGCUUGAGAUCUACACCACAUGAGGAACUGGAGAGGCUAGCAGGUCUAGAGCAAGCCAUUCUGUCCCCUGGCCAGAACUCUGGAAACUACUUUGCUCCCAUUCCAUUGGAAGACCACUCUGAAAACAAAGUGGACAUCCUAGAAAUGCUACAGAAAGCCAAAGUGGACUUAAAACCUCUUCUCUCAAGUCUUUCAGCCAACAAGGAAAAGCUUAGAGAGAGCACACAUUCAGGCGUAGUACUUUCAGUGGAAGAAGUCGAAGCUGGGCUAAAAGGUCUGAAAGUGGAUCAAGAAGGAAAAAUUGCUACUCCAUUUAUGGCAGAGCAAAUGGAGGAAUCAUUGAAUGUCGCUGGCUCUAGACAGCUCAAGAAAGAUGGAGACAUGACAGCAUUUAAUAAACUAGUCAGCAGUAUGAAGGCAAGUGGGACUCUACCUUCACAGCUCAAAGUCAAUCAGAGCCUUGAGAGCCACCUAAUGUCACCUCCAGAGAUGCCAGGCCAGCCUCUAUCAAAGAAUAUUCUGCAGGAACUUCUCGGUCCACCCAUUACCAGACCCGCUUCAUCAAAUGUCUUAAGUGGCCUGAUAGGUGGUUUGGAGCCUGCAUCCUCUCUACUGACGCAAAGAGCACCUUCUCCCCCUAUCCCACCUGUGUUUCCAACUCGAGCUGCUUCUGCGGAUUACCUGCGCCAUAGAAUAUCUUCACCCAUUG